UAGUUAACCUUGUACGUCGGACCUCAAACAAGAAGAGGAAUUUCUAAUUUCUCCGAUUUAUUACUUAAUUAUAUAUUAUUACAUAUUACAUAUAUACGUGGAGUCAGCAUAAAUUAUUGGAAAGGUAUUCAGUACAGAUUUAGCCAAUAGCAGAGUAGUAGUAGCAGCAGCAGUUGUGUGUUCGAGUUAACUGUGUACCAUUUUUUUAUAUUUAACUAUGAUAAAUUUACCACAAGAUGUGUGUCAAUUAGUGGAAAAAACAUUGAACCAAUCGUUGGACAAUUUAGUUGUAACUGUACAUACAGGUAAUAAAAAAGGUGAAGGCUAUAUUGGAGAAAUAAUAUUUGCAUCCUUCAAAAACAAAGAAACAUUAAAGGAGGAUCAUCUGGUGAUUAAAAAGGUGUUUCCGAGUGAUAGAGAAGAAACAACAAAUUUUUUAUCGAAUUGCUAUCUCAAUGAAAUCAACUUUUAUACAAACGUCUGGCCAGCAUUCGAAAAAUUCCGAAAAUCAUUUGUUUCUACAAAACUUCUAGACUUAGUGCCUAAAUGUUACGGAACAUCAUCUGUACGUGGUAGUGAAAAGGUGAUUUUAGAAAAUUUUAAGUUUCAGAAUUACGAGGUACAUCCGAAAAAAGUUCUUGUUAGUGAUGCAUUGUACGAAGAAAUUUUUAAGUUAUACGGACAAUUCCAUGCAAUAUCUUUUGCAAUGAGACAUCAUCAGCCCAAGGAGUAUCAAACAUUGACAAAGCCUUUACACAAUAACUGGCUGGGACUCACACACACGGACCUUUUUAAAUCGGGCGUUAUUGAUUCAUUUAGGGUUAUGGAAAAGAUUCUAGAGUCAAAAAAGGAAGACGAGUUGUUGACUAAGAUUCAACCGUAUGUCCAAAAUGGCUUCAAAAUAUUUGACAAAGCUGCAAACUAUCAGACAGCUUAUCCCGUUAUUAACCAUGGAGAUUGUUGGAGUAAUAAUAUGUUGGUCAAAUAUAAUAGCUUAAAGAAAAUAGAAGAUAUCAAGUUUAUAGAUUUUCAAAUGUGUAUGUCAGGCAGUCCAGUAUAUGAUCUAUCCUACAGUUUCUAUUCCGGGGCAAGCAAGGAAUCAUUAAAGAACUGGGAAAAGUAUUUGAAAAUAUACCAUAACUCACUAGACAAAUCGUUAAAGGGGUACAAUCUGAAAGUUGACGAUAUAUACCCAUAUACGGAAUUAGUAAAGGAGUGGAAAAACAAUGUACAAUUUGCAUUUAUUAUGAGUCUGCUGAUGUGGGGUGCCAAGUUCAUUAAAGAGGAUGAGGUCCGCGAUUUGGAUGUAAGCGAUGGUGAGCUAGAUCUACAGCAUCUUGUUGAAACUGAAGAGUAUAGCCAGGGUAUACUUAAUUUGGUCAAACAUUUUGAUGAGAAUGGAUUUUUAGUUUCUUCUUAGUAAAUUAUUUUAAUGGUGUUAAAAUAAAACAAUUUUAUUUAAUAGGAUGAUGUUACCAGAUCUUUUUCAAAUGAAUCUAAAAUUUUAUAUAAAUAAAAAAUAUGGAAACCUA
This is a messenger RNA of Diabrotica virgifera virgifera (western corn rootworm), 1532 nucleotides long. RefSeq lists its product as uncharacterized. The transcript is spliced from 2 exons. NCBI's taxonomy places the organism in Eukaryota, Metazoa, Arthropoda, Insecta, Coleoptera, Chrysomelidae. The record is from RefSeq and is a predicted model, not a curated record. The coding region runs from base 218 to 1420 and encodes 400 amino acids.